Molecule: messenger RNA, 1368 nt
Organism: Rangifer tarandus platyrhynchus (Svalbard reindeer)
Lineage: Eukaryota; Metazoa; Chordata; Mammalia; Artiodactyla; Cervidae
Source: the annotation of a GenBank genome assembly
AUGAUGAGGGAGUUUCCCAGAAAGAGAGAAAACUCACAAAGAAACAACUUAAAGCUGGAGGUUUUAUAUCAUUUGAACAAAAGGUUACAUUUAAAAAGUGUCAAGGGUGGCCAGCAUCGAAAUGUUCAACCUUUUAGUGAUGAGGAUGCAUCGAUUGAAACAAUGAGCCAUUGCAGUGGUUACAGCGAUCCUUCCAGUUUUGCUGAGGAUGGGCCAGAAGUCCUUGAUGAGGAAGGAACUCAAGAAGACUUAGAGUAUAAGUUGAAGGGAUUCAUUGACCUAACCCUGGAUAAGAGUGCGAAAACAAGGCAGGCAGCCCUUGAAGGUAUUAAAAAUGCAUUGGCUUCAAAGAUGCUUUAUGAAUUUAUUCUGGAAAGAAGAAUGACUUUAACUGAUAGCAUUGAGCGCUGCCUGAAAAAAGGUAAAGGUGAUGAGCAGCGUGCAGCUGCAGCAUUAGCGUCUGUUCUUUGUAUUCAGUUGGGCCCUGGAAUUGAAAGUGAAGAGGUUUUAAAGACUCUUGGACCAAUCCUGAAGAAAAUAAUUUGUGAUGGAACAGCUAGUAUCCAGGCCAGGCAAACUUGUGCAACUUGCUUUGGUGUUUGCUGUUUUAUUGCCACAGAUGACAUUACUGAGCUAUAUUCAACUCUGCAGUGUUUGGAAAAUAUCUUCACCAAGUCCUAUCUCAAAGAGAAAGACACUAAUGUUAUCUGUAGCACCCCUAAUACAGCACUUCAUAUCAGCUCGCUUCUCGCGUGGACAUUAUUACUGACCAUAUGCCCAAUCAAUGAAGUGAAGAAAAAGCUUGAGGUGCAUUUCCAUAAGCUUCCAAGUCUCCUUUCUUCUGAUGAUGUAAACAUGAGAAUAGCUGCUGGUGAAUCUUUGGCACUUCUGUUUGAAUUGGCCAGAGGAAUGGAGAGUGACUUUUAUUAUGAAGACAUGGAGUCUUUAACUCAGAUGCUUAGGACUUUGGCUACAGAUGGAAAUAAGCACCGGGCCAAGGUGGACAAGAGAAAGCAGCGGUCAGUGUUCAGAGACAUCCUGAGGGCGGUGGAGGAACGGGAUUUUCCGACAGAAACUGUUAAAUUUGGUCCUGAAAGGAUGUAUAUUGAUUGCUGGGUCAAAAAACAUACGUAUGAUACCUUUAAGGAGAUUCUCGGAUCAGGAAUGCAGUACCACUUGCAGUCAAAUGAAUUCCUUCGCAAUGUCUUUGAACUUGGACCCCCAGUGAUGCUUGAUGCUGCUGCAUUGAAAACAAUGAAGAUUUCUCGAUUUGAAAGGCAUUUAUAUAAUUCUGCAGCCUUCAAAGCUCGAACAAAAGCUCGAAGCAAAUGUCGUGAUAAGAGAGCAGAUGUUGGAGAAUUCUUCUAG